This is a messenger RNA of Aphanomyces astaci, 666 nucleotides long. RefSeq lists its product as hypothetical. The record is from RefSeq and is a predicted model, not a curated record. The transcript has a single exon. Lineage: Eukaryota; Oomycota; Saprolegniomycetes; Saprolegniales; Verrucalvaceae. Bases 1 to 666 code for a protein of 221 amino acids.
AUGGCAAUACCUUCUCCAGUCGUUCGUGUGUGGCUAGCCAUUGCAUUCUUGGUGGUCGUAAACGUCGUCUUGCCGCUUGUGGUGUACUCCAUCUUGGCCCAAUACAUGUCAGAGUCCCUUGCGUUAGUCGUGUCAAGCAUCCCACCCACUUUGUACACACUUGGCAAGAUCAUGCAGGAGCGUGUGUGCGAUGCCAUUUCGACGCUGUCUGUGGCGUCCAUCUUGUUGUCCGCCGUCAUUUGCGACCUCACUGACGACGCGCGGCUGCUGUUGGUCAAAGACUCUGUGUUCACCGUCGGUUUUGGCAUCACGUACUGGGCAUCGCUAUGCUCCAGCGAAGAUUUGCUGUGGUCGUACCAGCGCCGCUUCCGCGGGACGGCCGACACCGCUGAACUCCGAGCAAAGUACGCACAGACGCACAUUCGAUCGGUGUCCAGGUUCAUGUGCAAAGUGUGGGGCUCGGCACUCAUCGUCGAAGCAGGCGUCCGCCUCGCGCUCAUCUAUAUUAUUCCGGUGCAAGUGAUGCCGUAUGUAAGCACGGGACUCAUGGUCGUCAUGUUCGUGUCGUUAUUCACGUGGACGUCAUGGUACCGACGGACACAUCACCAGUCGGCCGUGGGGGCCGUUGUGGAUGAGACUGGAGCGAAUGAACCAUUGCUGCUGUAG